GAAUGAGUGAAUUAAAAAAAAAAAGAAGGCAUAAGAAAAAGAAGUGGUAAUGGGAGCAUUUGUACUAUAUGUGCAAAUCAAAAUCGGGCGGAUCUUUACCCGGAGUAGAGCAUAAACCUAAAAAGAUUAAAGAGGCCCAUUUAAGAACAAGAAAAUAACAUCGUGAUUUGGAUUGAAUCGCGAUGAAAGAAUCCAUCAAUGAGAAGUUAAUUGGAUAAGUUUAAUGAAUUCUUUUUUGAUAUUAUACGUUAAUAAGGAAAGGAAGACAAACUCGUGUUUAGUGAAAAAUAAAAGAAAAUCCUUUUUUAUAAGUUAGAAGGAACUUGCUAUGAAAAAAUAAAAAGUAUUGGAAUCUACACAUUGAUUCUUUUUUUUUUGAACCGUAUGCAUCAAAAGACGCCUGUACGGUUCCGAAGGGAUUUGACCCUAAUCAACCGACUUUAUCGAGAAAGAUUACUUUUUUUAGGUCAAGAGGUUGAUAGCGAGAUCUCGAAUCAACUUAUUGGUCUUAUGAUAUAUCUCAGUAUCGAGGAUGAUACCAAAGAUCUGUAUUUGUUUAUAAACUCUCCUGGCGGAUGGGUAAUACCGGGGGUGGCUCUUUAUGAUACUAUGCAAUUUGUGCAACCAGAUGUACAUACAAUAUGCAUGGGAUCAGCCGCUUCAAUGGGAUCUUUUAUCCUGGUCAGAGGAGAAAUUACCAAACGUCUAGCAUUCCCUCACGCUUGGGUAAUUAUCCAUCAACCUGCUGGUUCUUUUUCUGAAGUAGCAACGGGAGAAUUCAUCCUGGAAGUGGGAGAACUGCUGAAACUACGUGAAACCCUGACAAGGGUUUAUGUACAAAGAACGGGCAAACCCCUAUGGGUUGUCUCCGAAGACAUGGAAAGAGAUGUUUUUAUGUCAGCAACAGAGGCCCAAGCUUAUGGAAUUGUUGAUCUUGUAGCGGUUGAAUGACAAUAGCAUAGCCUGGAUUUCGCAUCAAUUCGUGAUUUUAAAUUACCCCUGCCGAGUUUCAUAUUAAUAUAUUAUGACUUUUAUUUACUAUUCUAUUCAAUAAAAGGAAUUCAUAAUCAUGCGGUUAGGAUCGAUCUAAACCAGUCCAUUAUGUA
Molecule: messenger RNA, 1106 nt
Organism: Lactuca sativa (garden lettuce)
Lineage: Eukaryota; Viridiplantae; Streptophyta; Magnoliopsida; Asterales; Asteraceae
Product: ATP-dependent Clp protease proteolytic subunit-like
Biological process (GO): protein quality control for misfolded or incompletely synthesized proteins
Cellular component (GO): endopeptidase Clp complex
Molecular function (GO): ATP-dependent peptidase activity; ATPase binding; serine-type endopeptidase activity
Source: RefSeq, a predicted model, not a curated record